GAUGUGAUCAAAGUCAUGAUUACAACAGACAACCAUAUCGGUUACAUGGAAAAUGAUCCGGUCCGAGGUCAAGAUGCCAUCAACAGCUUCCGGGAAGCGCUCGAGAUUGCAAAAGAGGAGCAGGUGGACAUGAUCUUGUUAGGAGGAGACCUCUUCCACGAUAAUAAACCCAGCAGGAACACACUGCACCAGGUUAUGGCUGCGCUCAGGGAGCAUACACUCGGAGACAAUCCAUUGCCACUCGAAUACAUCAGCGAUCCGUUCGACAAUGCACUUGGCAACUACAGCUUUGGGGCGGUGAAUUACGAAGAUGGGAAUUUUAACGUCGCCAUCCCAGUCUUCUCCAUACACGGAAACCAUGACGACCCACAAGGGCUUGGCCCAGAUGGUGCGCUUUCCGCACUAGACAUCCUCGCAACGGCAGGGUUGAUCAAUUACUUUGGUAAGACAAACCUGGUCGUCGGACGCAAUGGCCCCCAAAAUAGCUCUGACAGGGACAUCAAGAUUCGUCCUGCGCUUCUACAAAAGGGGACUACCAAGCUUGCGCUGUACGGCUUGGGCAACCUGCACGAUGAACGCCUGGCGAUGGAGCUACGCAUGCGCAGAGUCAGGAUGUAUCAGCCGGUGGAGGAUCGGGAUGAAUACUUUCAUAUGCUGGCAUUGCAUCAGAACAGAGUGGGGCACAAUCCCAAAGCAGUCGUUCCGGAAGGCAUCUUCGACGAUUCGCUGCAUCUGCUCAUCUGGGGCCACGAGCAUGAAGAACGUGCUGAUCCAGAGCAAGUUCCCGAUAAGCCAUAUCGCAUCUGUCAGCCUGGCUCAACGGUGGUUACUGCUCUAAGCAAGGGCGAGGACAAGCCCAAGUGCGUCGUCAUCCUCAAGAUCCACGGGAGAGAUUACGAGGUGACAAAGCGAGAACUCAAAAGUGUCAGACCGUUCAUCAUCGAGGAUCUCGACCUAGAACAGGAGAUAUGUGAGAGGGGCAUCGCACGGUUGGACAAUGACAAGUCCAAAUUCGAGAUCCAAAGGAUGCUGGAGAACAAAAUCACCGGCCUGAUUGACCGCGCACGGGAUCAGUGGAAAGCGAAGUACGAACAUUUGCCCCAAGAACAUGUUCCAGACAUGCCACUCCCUCUUAUCCGUCUGCGUGUCAACUAUGAGAAGCACGAGGUCGGCAACCUAGCACGCUUCGGCCAGAAGUUCGUCGGGCAGGUCGCCAAUCCAAAAGAUCUGCUAGGCUUCAACAAAAAGCGUGCGGCGAUCAGACGUGCUCGUGAGCUUGCAUAUCUCGGGGACCAUCCGGAGUUUGUCGACGUGGAUGUAGACAUGGACGACAUGGUCGUUUCGGAGCGGCUGCAGAAGCUGGAUCUGGGAAAGAUCGUUGGCGAAGUCAUUCGCAAUCAAGAACUAGAGUGUUUACCCGGUGCAACUCUUGACGAGGCAGUGAUGCAAUUCGUAGAAAAGGACUCGUGA
Messenger RNA from Tilletiaria anomala UBC 951, 1470 nucleotides. Its product is annotated as Metallo-dependent phosphatase. Gene Ontology annotation, cellular component: nucleus; Mre11 complex. Gene Ontology annotation, biological process: meiotic DNA double-strand break formation; telomere maintenance; double-strand break repair via nonhomologous end joining. The annotation marks the transcript as partial. The transcript has 8 exons. NCBI's taxonomy places the organism in Eukaryota, Fungi, Basidiomycota, Exobasidiomycetes, Georgefischeriales, Tilletiariaceae. Gene Ontology annotation, molecular function: DNA endonuclease activity; 3'-5'-DNA exonuclease activity; manganese ion binding. The record is from RefSeq and is a predicted model, not a curated record.